AUGCCUGUCACGACAGUACCAUAUACCACAGCCGAUGCAUUCGCUCAUGCGCAGCUUGCGUAUUGCAAGGAGACCCUCAGCCCAGGCAAACCAACAAUCUCUGACAGCAACUCCACGAAGCAAGCUGUUGUAUGGAAAGUCACACUCGACAUGCGCCAGGAUUUCCUUCUCGAUGGCCUGAGUGUACUCGAAGCCUCUGUCAGGCUUGUGGAAAGUUCCCGGAAUCAAUGGACAGACACACAAGUUGUCGAUACACUGUGGAAUGAAGGAGACGUCGUCGAUCGAGUUACAUCCAAUCUGUUCAUGCAUACGCGGAUCUUCAUUGAUUGCGUCUUAAAGGCCUUGAGCCCUGGAUGGUGCCUCAGCAUAGAGGCCCAAGUGGUUGCUAAGGGACAAGGAGCCCGCAUGGACCAUCUUAUUAAGCUGGUCUAUGAUGAAAACGAGGACAGGGAGAAUGUCUUUGAUCAGAAGAAUGCUUCGAGAUUUAAUCGUAAGUGCCUCGUCAUCGUCGAGGAGAAGCGCCCUGGGUUUGUGAGGCCGCACGAGUGGGUUGAAUUUGCUGCUUCCACGCUGCCACAAUCCGACGGAGAGGUCAAGCCAAACCCUCUGGCCGCUAAUGACGCGAAAGACCUGCUGCCUGCUGUGCAUGCACAUUUACCCCAGGUCUUGAAAUACGGGCACAACGUCACCUGCGGACGAGUGUUGCUAAUUUCAUAUGGUCAAGCUGUAGCCUUACGAUGGCAUGGUGCCCUCAAGGCGAGGGCGGGCUACACUGCUAUACAAGGCAUGACUGUUUCAUUGGAAAGCCAAAGAAUAUGCCUCGUCGCCCUUAUCCUGGAGGCGCUGGUUGACAUGAAGUGGAUCACUGUGAAAGAGCAAGUACUUGCUCCUGGGGACGAGUUACUCGCGUGCAUGCGAAAUUACAAAGCGCCCGGAUCGAGUGUCUGA
Molecule: messenger RNA, 948 nt
Organism: Gloeophyllum trabeum ATCC 11539
Lineage: Eukaryota; Fungi; Basidiomycota; Agaricomycetes; Gloeophyllales; Gloeophyllaceae
Exons: 5
Coding region: 1-948 (315 amino acids)
Source: RefSeq, a predicted model, not a curated record